Messenger RNA from Purpureocillium takamizusanense, 1874 nucleotides. RefSeq lists its product as uncharacterized. Gene Ontology annotation, cellular component: plasma membrane; fungal-type vacuole membrane. The transcript has a single exon. Gene Ontology annotation, molecular function: nucleobase transmembrane transporter activity; nicotinamide riboside transmembrane transporter activity. Lineage: Eukaryota; Fungi; Ascomycota; Sordariomycetes; Hypocreales; Ophiocordycipitaceae. Gene Ontology annotation, biological process: nucleoside transmembrane transport. The coding region runs from base 341 to 1744 and encodes 467 amino acids. The record is from RefSeq and is a predicted model, not a curated record.
UCUUGAUUGAUGGCCCCGUGCCCCAACGUCUCAACCACCAACCAGGCCGCAGGCAAUUCGAUCAUCGCCGCCAUUGCAAUCCACCACCAUCUACGUACGCAUCGACAUCACGCGCAACCCUGCUGCAACGCCCGCCGCGCCGCCGCACUCCGCCCCACGCACAUGGCAUAACCUCCGACAGGUCAAGCUCUUCCGGCCUCGACCUCGCAGGUCCUGGACUUGCCGCGGCGGUUCCCAACCCUCUGCGAUCUGUUCGCCCGCCGCGCCUGCGAGAAGAAUCGUCCACGACUCGGCCACGACUCCACACUGCGAUAACAAGAAGACAGACUAGCCUUGGCAGAUGGCAUACGGCGCAAUGGACCGUCCCGCGAGAGUCGAGUACGAGCCCCUGGCGGGGGCUGAGGACGAAGGCGAUCACGACCGAGGGCCGGAACCGCUCGAGACGUCGACGGACUUUGACGGCCACGCUCACGACCACAGCGCCGUCGUUGCCUUUUCCUGGAUCGAGUACGCCAUAUUCGCCUUCCUCGGCGUCGCCAUGCUCUGGGCGUGGAACAUGUUCCUCGCCGCAGCGCCCUACUUCGCAUUCCGCCUCGCCGGCCACGCCUGGGCCGAGGACAACUUCCAGUCCGCCAUCCUCACCGUCUCGACCCUCACCAACCUCUCCGUCCUCCUCGUCCUCACAAACGUCCAGCAGUCGGCCUCGUACCCGUUCCGUAUCAACCUCGCCCUCGUCAUCAACUCAGUCGUCUUCUCCCUCCUGACGUGCUCCACCGCCGUCUUCCUCGAUGCGGGCCCCGGCGCGUACCUUGGCUUCCUGCUCUUCAUGGUGGCCUGCUCCGCCUUUGCCAUGGCUCUGAUACAGAACGGCGCCUUCGCAUUCGCGGCCAGCUUCAGUAGGCCAGAGUACAUGCAGGCCCUUAUGGCAGGGCAGGGUGUCGCCGGUGUGCUACCCGCGGUGGCGCAGGUCGUCACGGUCCUGCUCUUCCCGCCUCCGACCGAUGGUCAGUCCACGCCGUCGAGGCGUUCAGGCGCGCACGGCGGCCAGACGUCCGCCUUUCUCUACUUUCUCGCCGCUGUGGUCAUCUCGGUCACCGCCCUCAUCGCUCUCAUCCCCCUGGUGCGGCGCCACCACCGCAUCGUUGAGAGCCGAAUGGCCGACCACAUGGCCGAGUCGAUGAACAGCAUCGAGGACGCCGAGCGCGCCGCUCGCAAGGCCACCUCUUUAUGGACCUUGUUCAUCAAGAUCCGCUGGCUCGCCCUCGGCGUUGCGCUUACCUUCACCGUCACCAUGUUCUUCCCCGUCUUCACCACCAAGAUCCGCUCAGUGCAGGAGGACAGGGGUCUGCUCUUCAAGCCGCCCGUGUUCAUACCCCUGGCGUUUUUCUUUUGGAACCUGGGUGACUUGGGCGGCAGGAUGGCCACCAUGUUUCCCUUCUCCCUCCAGAAUCGGCCCGUCUUGCUCUUCGUGCUCGCUGCGCUGCGCAUCGGACAGCUACCACUGUAUCUUCUCUGCAACGUUGGCGGACGAGGUGCCGUUGUUUCCAGCGAUUUCUUCUACCUCUUUGUUGUCCAGCUAGCUUUUGGCCUGACGAAUGGUUGGCUCGGCUCGAGCUUCAUGAUGGCUUCGGGAGAGUGGGUGGACGAGGGCGAGCGCGAGGCCACGGGCGGCUUCAUGGGCCUCUUCCUCGUUGUGGGUCUCACUGCUGGUAGCCUGUUGAGUUUUACCCUCUCAAGCAUAUAGACGGGUCAUGGCUUCGGCAUUCAGGCGUUCGAGCUUUGUGUGAAUAACCCUGUCUGGUCUUCCGAGAUGUCUUGAGCGAUAUAUACAACCUUUCAAGUCUAACUGUGCACACUGCACCAUACAAACAUGA